AUGCUGAAAGAGUACUACGGUGUCGAGAAAAUAUUGUAUGUGAUCAUUGCCGUCAUAGGUGUUCCUGUGAAUUUAGUGGCGAUUUUCAUCCUAUCCCAAGGAAAGUGCGGCCUCUCCAAAUGCACCACUCGCGACCUGGUGGCCAUGGCAGCGGCGGAUCUACUGCUCAUUACCACGGAAGUUAUUUUUCGCAAGAUCAAUGAUCAUUAUUUUCCAAUGUGUUUCCUGGACAUCACCAUUGUUUGCCGUACGAACCUUGCAUUGACAUAUAUAGCUGUGGACUGUUCUGUCUGGUUCACCGUAACCUUCACCUUUGAUCGAUAUGUUGCCAUUUGUUGUCAGAAGCUGAGAACAAAAUAUUGCACCGAGAAAACUGCAGCCACCGUUCUAGCAACAACAGGCAUUCUGUUUUGUCUGAAGAACGUCCCCUUUUAUUUCUCACGUGAAAGCAGGGAGAUUAUCGACAAUGUACCGUGGUUUUGUGUGACGAAAUCAAGUUAUUACACUGAACUCGGAUGGGUGGGAUUUGACUGGCUUGAUGCGUGUCUAAACCCAUUGCUCCCUUUCGCCGUGAUUUUGCCGCUUAACGCCCUGACGGUCAGGUACGUUUUAGUGGCCAGUCGAGUCCGUAAAUGCUUGAAAGUUCGGAGCAAGGGAGGGAACCUCAUUGACCCGGAAAUGCAGAACAGGAGGAAGUCUGUCGUUCUUCUUUUUACCAUUUCCGGCAGCUUUAUAUUCCUGUGGCUGACUUUUGUUGUGGAAUUCGUCUAUUAUCAGAUCACCGGAACUGGAGGAGAGUGGAACGACCCUGAACUUGUCUUUCACGAGGCCGGAUUUUUUUUGACCAAUAUUAGUUGUUGUACCAACACGUUUAUUUACACGGCAACUCAGACCAAAUUCAGGGAACAAUUGAAGAAGGCAGUGAAAUAUUUAGUCGGUUCAGUGCGUCGGAACAUUAAUAGAGUAACCACUUAG
Mobula hypostoma (lesser devil ray) is the source of this 975-nucleotide messenger RNA. RefSeq names its product probable G-protein coupled receptor 139. Lineage: Eukaryota; Metazoa; Chordata; Chondrichthyes; Myliobatiformes; Myliobatidae. Gene Ontology annotation, cellular component: plasma membrane. Bases 1 to 975 code for a protein of 324 amino acids. The record is from RefSeq and is a predicted model, not a curated record. Gene Ontology annotation, biological process: phospholipase C-activating G protein-coupled receptor signaling pathway. Gene Ontology annotation, molecular function: G protein-coupled receptor activity. The transcript is spliced from 2 exons.